UUAUUUGGAGGAGGACACUAUUGAAGCCACCUGCUCAGAGCAAUGAAAUUCUUCAGUUACAUUUUGAUUUAUCGCCGGUUUCUCCUUGUGGCUUUCACCGUGUUGGUUCUACUGCCCCUGCCCAUUGUCCUCCGCACCAAGGAAGCAGAAUGUGCCUACACACUCUUUGUUGUUGCCAUAUUUUGGCUUACGGAAGCUUUGCCACUGUCGGUAACAGCUUUGCUACCUAGUUUGAUGUUCCCCAUGUUUGGGAUCAUGCCUUCUAACAAGGUGGCAUCUGCCUAUUUCAAAGAUUUUCACCUACUGCUAAUUGGAGUUAUCUGUUUAGCAACAUCCAUAGAAAAAUGGAAUUUGCACAAGAGAAUUGCUCUGAAAAUGGUGAUGAUGGUUGGUGUGGAUCCGGCAUGGCUGACGCUGGGGUUCAUGAGCAGCACUGCCUUUUUGUCUAUGUGGCUUAGCAACACCUCGACCGCUGCCAUGGUGAUGCCCAUGGCAGAGGCUGUAGUGCAGCAGAUCAUCAAGGCAGAAGCAGAGGUCGAGGCCACUCAGAUGACUUACUUCAAUGGAUCUACCAACCCUGGACUAGAAAUUGAUGAAAGUAUUAAUGGGCAUGAAACAAAUGAGAGGAAAGAGAAAACAAAACCAGUUCCAGGAUACAAUAAUAAUACAGGAAAAAUUUCAUGCAAGAUGGAGUUGGAAAUGAACUCGGGCAUGGGAACCAAAUAUCGAACAAAGAAGGACCACAUGAUAUGUAAACUUAUGUGUUUGUGCAUUGCUUACUCUUCUACUAUUGGUGGACUGACAACAAUCACUGGUACCUCCACCAACCUGAUCUUUGCUGAGCAUUUCAAUACACGCUACCCUGAUUGUCGUUGCCUCAACUUUGGAUCAUGGUUUAUGUUUUCCUUCCCAGCUGCUCUUACCAUUCUACUCUUAUCCUGGAUCUGGCUUCAGUGGCUUUUCCUAGGAUUCAAUUUUAAGGAGAUGUUCAAAUGUGGCAAAACCAAAACAGUCCAACAAAAAGCUUAUGCUGAGGUGAUUAAGAAAGAAUACCAAAAACUUGGGCCAAUAAGGUAUCAAGAAGUUGUGACCUUGGUCCUCUUCAUUGCAAUGGCUCUGCUAUGGUUUAGCAGAGAUCCUGGAUUUGUUUCUGGUUGGUCUGCACUUUUUUCAGAGUACCCUGGUUUUGCUACAGAUUCAACUGUUGCUUUACUUAUAGGACUGCUAUUCUUUCUUAUCCCAGCUAAGAGAGUGACUAAAACUACAUCUACAGGAGAAAUUGUUGCCUUUGAUUACUCUCCACUGAUUACUUGGAAAGAAUUCCAGUCAUUCAUGCCCUGGGAUAUAGCCAUUCUUUUUGGUGGAGGGUUUGCCCUGGCAGAUGGUUGUGAGGAAUCUGGAUUAUCUAAGUGGAUAGGAAAUAAACUAUCUCCUCUGGGUUCAUUACCAGUAUGGCUAAUAAUUCUGAUAUCUUCUUUGAUGGUUACAUCUUUAACUGAGGUAGCUAGCAAUGCAGCUACCAUUACGCUCCUUCUCCCAAUAUUAUCUCCAUUGGCUGAAGCCAUUCAUGUGAACCCUCUUUUUAUUCUGAUACCUUCUACUCUGUGUACUUCAUUUGCAUUCCUCCUACCAGUAGCAAAUCCACCCAAUGCCAUUGUCUUUUCAUAUGGUCAUCUGAAAGUCAUUGACAUGGUUAAAGCUGGACUUGGUGUGAAUAUUGUUGGCGUUGCUGUGGUUAUGCUUGGCAUAUCUACAUGGAUUGUACCCAUGUUUGACCUCUACACUUACCCUUCGUGGGCUCCUGCUAUGGGUAAUGAGACCAUGCCAUAAUAAGCACAAAAGUUCUGACUAUCUCAUGGUAACUUCUGGAAGGCAUUAAUAAUUGACUGUAAAAUGUGGCUCUAAAUAACUAAUGACACACAUUUAAAUCAGUUAUGGCAUAGCUGCUGCAAUUACUGUGAAUACCUGAAACCUGCUGUUAUAACUCAGAGUCCAUAUUUGUUACUGCAGUGCAAAUAAAGGGCAUCUAUGUGCCUUCAUCAAGAAGCCCAUGUUUGAGAUUUUGCUCAUGAACCAUCUGCAACUUGCUUCAUCAUAAGAAUAAUUUAUAACUUGACCUUCAAGGAGAUUAGACCAUUUGUUUCAUCUUGCAGUUGGAGUUCAAUGUAACAUUUUAAAUGCAAUUUAUUAUUUCAGAAACUUCCCAUGAAACUAAAAAUAGAAAAUAAGAUAUACAAGUUAAUUUGGUACUUGGAUAAAUCAUUUCCACAGUGUUGUUCAAGAGAAUUUGCCGAGAAACCAAAGCCAUGAUCAUUUGGUGAUGCAGAGAAAAGUUUAAAUGAAAUAUGCAUUUCCUCAUUUAAAAAAUCCAACUGGAUUAUUCUUAAUACAUACAUAUAAUAUGAAAAUUGAGAUUGAAGCAGUAAUUCCAAAAUUAUAGCCGAAUAUACUAUAUAACAGAAAACUUAUAGAUAAGGAUUUAUUUCUACUGAACUCUAUAGUUACAGUAAAAUAAUUCAUACUUUUAUGAUCUUAGCACUGAGAAAUUCAUUUUGUAAAGCUAUGGAUAAGGCUUGCUAUGAUUUGUACUAUUAGUACACUAUAGUUAGAAAGGAAAGCUAAACACUAUAAAACUACUAACACAUUUUUGCAUCUGAGUAACAACUUUUCUUAAGUGUUUAUCUUAGUCCAGAAAUGCAUAAUGUCGUAUGUUAAAAAUAAAGGGAUGUAGAAAUCUAAAUGAAUUAUCACAGUGUAUACAGACAUAGAAAAAUCACAUAACUCUAUUAUGUCAACACUGCAAUGAAAUUUCAGAAGAAAAAAAGAAUAAGAAUGAAAACUGCUGACAUAUUACAAAAGAGAAAAAUAAAUCAUUUAAGAGCAAACCAAAAAGAAAAAACCUAAACAUUUAAACAAAAGUAGGGUAAGAAUGGUCUUCUAGAAGUCAGGAUGUGAAAAAGAGCAAGUUUCCAAUUACCCUGAUGUGACCAUUACACAUUGUAUAGAGGCAUCAAAAUAUCACAUACACCCCCAAAAUAUGUACAAAUAUUAUAUAUCAACAAACAAGUUUUUUAAGGAGUAAGUUCUAUUGGCAUUCCAAAAUUAGGCUAAAGGAAAAAUGAACAAAAACGAAGUAAUGUGUACAGUUAGCAAAAGAGGCAGAUGUUAUAUCACAGCAAUUCUCAUGCUAAAAAUACAAUGAAAGACAACGCAAAAAAUAAAUCUUUGUUAUCUUUAAUCUUCAUUGACACUUUUCUAGAUGUUACUGACCUUGUCAUUUUUAGUCAAAUAAGAUUAUUUGCAGACUUAUUUUUGAAACUAAAUAUAGCAAAGAGGGUUUAAAAUAAUAUUUCUUUUUAACAUAUACAUUAUUAAUUGUCCAUGUUCAUUAUUUUUCUAUGUUUAUCAAUGGGACAAUGCAAAACAUUAAUCAUUUUUUUCAAAGAAAAAAAUUGUCCAUGUAAAACUUAAAUUAUAAUGUUGCUGCUUUGUAUAAAUCUUCUAUGUUUAUUCUAUUCACUUGUUUCUUUCCCUAUCACACUUUACACAUGUAUUUACAAUCUAUAGUAUUUAUUACAUUUCUGCUUUUAUCUAGUCAUUCAAUUUAUCACUGCUGAAUUACAUCAUAUCAUGGAUGCAUUUUAAUUAUGAAAAAAUAAAAUGACUUUUCAAAUUAUAAUGAGUAAAUUUUCGUCUCAAGAAAAUAAUGUAAACAUUUCAGCUUGAAUAAUUUUAAUGAAUUACUUCCAACAGCUGCUAGCUGAGUAUGUGAAAAAUAAUAUUUAGUGAAAAUUUGUUUAAUUCAGUGAUAUAGUUCUCUUACUAUAUAUAUGUUUGAUUGAUAUAUCAAAAAUGACUUAACUGACCCAUUUCACAUUUGUCCCAUUUACAUUAAAGUUCUCAAGUGCUUUUGGUUUGAGAGUUGCAUACUGUCUUUGAAAGUUUCCAGAAGGCAAUCCUAAACAGAUGAUCAAAACUCCUUUGUCUUCCCAUUCUGUGGUAGAUAGUGUUUUUGUCAUUAUCUUGAUCAUUACUUAGAAGUCUUUGUCACUUGGAAUUUCAGCAUCUUACUUAGAAUUGGAUCUUGUCUAGAUAAUAGCAGCAAUUCUACUAAGUGCCUACAUACUGUCUGUUUAUGCAGGUACUUGAAAGGUUCCACUGGCACAUGUAUAUCUUUCACUCACCUCAACUGCUGCUGUACAUGUCAGUAUUUCUAGAAUUCACACUUCUUUUCUCUUAUAUGUAUGCAAUAUUUUCAUCAUGGUGUCCAAAGCUUUCUUUUUUCAGCCUGGGAGGUACAUAAUUUUAGACAAUAGUACCAAUGAACAUUAUUAACAAAAAUUGACAAACAUUGAUUGUAUCUUGACAUGUGUACCAUGUAUUAUUAAGUGUCAAAGAGCAUUAUUAGAUAUAUUAUUAUAUCUCUAUCAUGGCUAAAUAUACGAGUCCUUGUGAUGACAUUUCUGUUCUAAAAUUUUGGUUUCAUUAAUAAAUUUUAUUUUCGCUUAUGUGGAUUUUACCAAAUUAAAUGUUUUUAAAAAUGUUUAAUAGAGAAAGUAUUGUUUUAGGAAUGUAAGAGUAAAGCUGAACAAAUUGUAUCAGUUUUAUUAUUCUAGCAUAAUCUAAAAAAUGAAAUAGUUAAAAUUAUUACUCCAGGGCUGUAUUAAUCAUGUUAUUUCUAGAUGAAUCAAAUUGUUCAGUAAAAACUUACUAGGUAAGUUUUGAGAAUGCAAAUACCAAAAUCCCAGGUCCCUAUUAUAGAGGCAAGACCAGAUUAAUCCAGGAGUAAACAGUAAAAAUAACAUAUAAGGGAGGCAGAAAUUAAAAGGUUUCUCCAAAUAUGGGAAUCUCUAUUUGUCUAGAAAGAAAAAAAACAGAGUUUAAAAAAAUAUAUAAAGAGAAUUUUCUUACUGAUAGUAUAGUGAUAUAGAUACAGGGUGAGAUCUUUUUGAAGCUAAAUAAUAAAACAUAUUGGAUAACAUAAUUGUGUCCACAAGAAAAUAAUGGAAGUCCUCAGAAGAGAAAGGUGAAGCACAAGCAAGAAUCCAGAGAUUUAAGCAAGAACUGAAGGUGGUAACUGCUGAUUCCUCUAGAUUUCUUAAUAGGUUCAUAAUGAAUGGGAAAUGUAAUAAACAUUUAAUCAGAAUUCCAGGAAUAUAUGAUAAAAA
Molecule: messenger RNA, 5168 nt
Organism: Sapajus apella (tufted capuchin)
Lineage: Eukaryota; Metazoa; Chordata; Mammalia; Primates; Cebidae
Gene: SLC13A1
Product: solute carrier family 13 member 1
Exons: 15
Coding region: 43-1830 (595 amino acids)
Biological process (GO): monoatomic anion transmembrane transport
Cellular component (GO): membrane
Molecular function (GO): sodium:sulfate symporter activity
Source: RefSeq, a predicted model, not a curated record